AAAGGAGGUGGUGAGAACAUUAGACCAGAGUAGACAGCUAUAGGAGAACCAGGGGACAGUGUUAGGGAGCCAUAUAGAGAGAGAGAGAGAGAGAGAGAGAGAGAGAGAGAGAGAGAGAGAGAGAGAGAGAGAGAGAGAGAGAGAGAGAGAGAGAGAGAGAGAGAGAGAGAGAGAGAGAGAAUAGGAAGAGCAUUGUGUCCUGGCUGAGAGAGUUACCCAUGUCUGAACAAAGAGAGAUGAAAGAGGCGAGUCCGGGCUACAGAACUGUGACCAUCUUCGUCGCCGGGAUCGCCGUCAUCGCGCUCGUUGCCCUGGUGACCGUGGGAGUGUUGCAAAACAAGCCCCUCCCCCAGAAGUACAAGUAUGGCAUAGUGAUGGACGCAGGCUCCUCCCACACGGCGCUCUACAUCUACCAAUGGCCGGCGGAGAAGGACAACAACACCGGCCGCGUCACGCAGACCGACUCCUGCAGGGUUGACGGUCCGGGUAUCUCCAGCUACGCCUCCAACCCGCGGGGGGCAGGGGAGUCCCUGGGAGAUUGCAUGCUGAAGGCCAGGCAGGCCGUCCCAAGCAGCCGGCACGGGGAGACCCCUCUGUACCUCGGGGCCACGGCCGGGAUGAGGCUGCUCAACAUUGAGAACGCGUCGGCCUCUGACGCUGUGUUCCAGGCGGUGGAGGCGGCCCUCCACAGCUCCCCGUUCUCCUUCCGGGGGGCGCGCAUCCUCAGCGGGCAGGAAGAGGGCGCCUUCGGCUGGGUGACCGUCAACUACCUGGACGACCGCCUCACGCAGGGCCAGGAGACCACCGGUGCCCUGGAUCUGGGCGGGGCCUCCACGCAGAUCAGCUUCGUCUCCGCCCGCUUCGACGGAACCGAGUCGCCCCACAACCUGAUGACCUUCCGUCUCUACGGCAACGACUACAACCUGUACACACACAGCUACCUGUGCUACGGCAAGGACCAGGCGCUGCGGAAGAUGCUGGCGCUCCAGACCGCGUCGGGACCAACGAGUCUGUCCGACCCGUGUUUCCAUCCGGGCUACAUCAGGACGAGGGACUACUCGGAGCUCUACGCCUCCCCCUGCGUCGCCCGCAGCAAACCCCAAGCUUCUCCGAGGAACUUCACCCUCAAGGGGACAGGAGACUUCGACUCGUGCCGGACGGCCGUCAAAAAGAUCUUUGACUUCUCCAAGUGCAAUUUCAGCCGCUGCUCCUUCAACGGGGUCUUCCAGCCCGAGUUGCAGGGGUCUUUUGGGGCCUUCUCAGCCUACUACUUUGUGUUGGACUUCCUGAACCUGACCGACACCUCGGCCCCCAUGGAGACCAUCAAAGAUAAACUCAGAGAGUACUGCGCCACGCCCUGGGCCGAUAUGCAGAGGCAGCAUCCCAGCACCAAGGUGAAAUACUUGGCUGAGUACUGCUUCAGCGGCACAUACAUCCUCACCCUGCUGACCGAAGGCUACAACUUCACCGCCGACACCUUCAAGGAAAUCACCAUCAUCAGGAAGAUCAAAGGCAGCGACGCGGGCUGGACGCUGGGCUACAUGCUGAACCUGACCAACAUGAUCCCGGCCGAGGCCCCCGACGCCCCCCCGCUGCCCCACGCCGGCUACGUGUCCAUCAUGGUGCUCACGGGCCUGCUGCUGGGGGUCCUUCUCCUCUUCAUCACCUACACCCUCAGCAAGACUCAGUGCUCCAACCCGCACAAGAUCGUAUGAGCUGAGGCCUGUAGAUAGGGGGAGGGGGGGGGGGGGGGAGGUGUGUGUGUGAGUGAGAGAGUGUAAGUGUGUGUGUUUGUAUGGGUAAAUGUGUAUUUGUGUGUGUGUGUGUGUGUGUGGGGGGGGGGUUAAGUGUGUGUGUGUGUGUGUGUGUGUGUGUGAGUGGGUAGGUGUGCGUGCGUGCGGGCGGGUACAUGACUGAGUGAAUAAAUCUGUGUGUGCUAGCAUGCGUGAGUGUGUGUGUGUGCGUCAGUGAGUAAAUCACAGAUAAUCAUUGUCAUCACAGAUAAAAACUGACGUGUGAAUCAGUGAUGACGUGUGUGUGUGUGUGUGUGAAUGAGUUAAUGACAGAUAA
Messenger RNA from Gadus morhua (Atlantic cod), 2070 nucleotides. Its product is annotated as ectonucleoside triphosphate diphosphohydrolase 1-like. The record is from RefSeq and is a predicted model, not a curated record. Lineage: Eukaryota; Metazoa; Chordata; Actinopteri; Gadiformes; Gadidae. Gene Ontology annotation, cellular component: plasma membrane. Gene Ontology annotation, molecular function: UDP phosphatase activity; GDP phosphatase activity; ribonucleoside triphosphate phosphatase activity. Gene Ontology annotation, biological process: nucleoside diphosphate catabolic process.